Molecule: messenger RNA, 771 nt
Organism: Malaya genurostris
Lineage: Eukaryota; Metazoa; Arthropoda; Insecta; Diptera; Culicidae
Exons: 1
Coding region: 1-771 (256 amino acids)
Source: RefSeq, a predicted model, not a curated record
AUGAAUGAAGCAAAGGGAUCUAAGUAUCCAAUGGAUCCGGGCUAUUUCAAAUUGUGCAAGGAUAGUAAGCAACUGAAGGACAAUGAAGAAUAUCGUAGUUUGAUUGGUUCCCUGCUAUAUCUGGCUACUAACAGCCGUCCAGACAUUGCAGCUUGUGUUGGAAUUCUUAGUCGUAAACUCAGUUGUCCGUCCGAAGUUGAUUGGAGGGAGAGUCAGAGGAUACUCCGUUACCUGGCGUAUACAGUUAAUUACAAGCUACAGUUGGGGAAUCUGGAGGAUGAAUUUGAGCUGAUUGGCUACUGUGAUGCCGAUUGGGCAGGUGAUCCCAGUGACAGAAAAUCUUGCAGUGGAUAUGUGUUUCGUAUAGGAGAAGCUACAGUCAGCUGGGCCAGUAGAAAGCAAAGCUGUGUGACACUUUCGACGAUGGAGGCGGAAUACGUUGCACUCUCAGAGGCUGCUCACGAAGUCGUAUGGUUACGGAAUUUACUGAAGGAGUUAGGUCAGGAGCAGAUAAAGCCAACUGUAAUGUACGAAGACAAUAAGGGUUGCAUCGAUUUUGUUGCUCUUGACCAGCAUAAAAAGAGGACGAAACACAUUGAUACACGAUAUCAUUAUACUCGUGAACUUUCGUCAUCAGGAGCUGUUGAGUUGAGAUAUCGUCCAUCGGAAGAAAUGUUAGCGGAUAUCUUCACAAAGCCGCUGAACACUACUAAAAUGAAAAAGUUGUCAAAGGACUUGGGAUUGAUUAAUAAACCAGAUAAUGGAGCAUAG